Molecule: messenger RNA, 1941 nt
Organism: Lepus europaeus (European hare)
Lineage: Eukaryota; Metazoa; Chordata; Mammalia; Lagomorpha; Leporidae
Gene: ANKRD13D
Product: ankyrin repeat domain 13D
Exons: 15
Coding region: 6-1829 (607 amino acids)
Cellular component (GO): cytoplasm
Molecular function (GO): protein binding
Source: RefSeq, a predicted model, not a curated record
CCAGCAUGGCCGGCCGGGACCCCACCUUCCCGCUGCACCGGCUCGUCUGGGCGAACCGGCACCGCGAACUGGAGGCCGCGCUGCACAGCCGCCAGCACGACAUUGAGCAGGAGGACCCCCGGGGGCGCACCCCGCUGGAGCUGGCCGUGUCCCUGGGGAACUUGGAGUCGGUGAGAGUCCUUCUCCGGCACAACGCCAACGUGGCCAAAGAGAGCCGGCAGGGCUGGGCAGUCCUGCAGGAGGCGGUGAGCACUGGCGACCCCGAGAUGGUGCAAUUGGUGCUCCAGUAUCGGAAUUUCCAGAGGGCCACGCAGAGGCUGGCCGGCAUCCCGGAGCUGCUCAGCAAACUGCGCCAGGCUCCCGAUUUCUACGUGGAAAUGAAGUGGGAGUUCACCAGCUGGGUGCCCCUCGUGUCCAAGAUGUGCCCGAGUGAUGUGUACCGCGUGUGGAAGCGGGGCGAGAGCCUGCGGGUGGACACCAGUCUCCUGGGCUUCGAGCACAUGGCUUGGCAGCGUGGCCGGAGGAGCUUCGUCUUCAGGGGCCAGGAGGCGGGAGCCCUGGUCAUGGAAGUGGACCACGACCAGCAGGUGGUGCACACAGAGGUGCUGGGGCUCGCGCUACAGGAGCCCGAAGCACUGCUGGCUGCCAUGCGGCCCAGCAUGGAGCACGUGGCCAGCCGCCUCACCUCUCCUAUCGUCUCCACCCACCUGGACACGCGCAACGUGGCCUUUGAGAGGAACAAAUGUGGAAUCUGGGGAUGGCGGUCAGAGAAGAUGGAGACUGUGAGCGGCUACGAGGCCAAGGUGUACAGCGCUACCAACGUGGAGCUGGUGACGCGCACCCGCACGGAGCACCUCUCUGACCAGGACAAGUCCAGGAGCAAAGCGGGGAAGACUCCGUUCCAGUCCUUCCUGGGGAUGGCUCAGCAGCACUGCUCCCACGGCGGGGCACCCGUGGCGCAGGCAGCCAGCCCCACCAACCCCACGGCCAUCUCCCCCGAUGAGUACUUCGACCCCAACUUCAGCCUGGAGUCCCGAAACAUCGGCCGCCCCAUUGAGAUGUCCAGCAGAGUGCAGAGGUUCAAGGCAACGCUGUGGCUGAGCGAGGAGCACCCGCUGUCCCUGGGCGACCAGGUGACGCCCAUCAUCGACCUCAUGGCUAUCAGCAACGCCCACUUCGCCAAGCUGCGCGACUUCAUCACGCUGCGCCUCCCACCUGGCUUCCCAGUCAAGAUCGAGAUCCCCCUCUUUCAUGUGCUCAACGCCCGCAUCACCUUUAGCAACCUGUGCGGCUGUGACGAGCCGCUGAGCUCGGUGUGGGUGCCGGCCCCCAGCCCCUCCGCCGCCACCUCGGCCGCAGGGAGCCCCUUCCCGUGCGAGGUGGACCCCAGCGUGUUUGAGGUGCCCGCGGGGUACAGCGUGCUGGGCACAGAGCGCAGUGAGCCCCCCCGUGAUGAGGACGACCACCUGCUGCAGUUCGCCAUCCAGCAGAGCCUGCUCGAAGCAGGCACGGAGGCCGAGCAGGUGACUGUCUGGGAAGCACUGACCAACACGCGGCCGGGCACCCACCCCCUGCCCCAGGCCACGGUCUACGAGGAGCAGCUUCAGCUGGAGCGGGCCCUCCAGGAAAGCCUGCGGCUGACCACAGAGCCCUGGGGCCCGGGACCCCCCCAGAGGACGCCCCCAGCCCCGGUCCCCCCAAGCUUUGAGGAGCAGCUUCGCCUGGCCCUGGAGCUGUCCUCGCGCGAGCAGGAGGAGCGGCAGCGGCAGGGGCAGCAGGAGGAGGACGACCUGCAGCGGGUCUUGCAGCUGUCGCUCACCGAGCACUGAGCCGCAGCCCCCCCCCGGGGUCGCCUGCCUUUGUAACCUGUUUAUUUAUAAACUGCCUGGCACCCUGGGGGUGGGCCCAGCCGUGAGCAGAGACAGAAAUAAAGAGACUGUG